Phyllopteryx taeniolatus (common seadragon) is the source of this 1030-nucleotide messenger RNA. RefSeq lists its product as uncharacterized. Bases 195 to 728 code for a protein of 177 amino acids. NCBI's taxonomy places the organism in Eukaryota, Metazoa, Chordata, Actinopteri, Syngnathiformes, Syngnathidae. The record is from RefSeq and is a predicted model, not a curated record. The transcript is spliced from 7 exons.
GCACCUUUAGGCCACCAUGAAAUCGAACGAAGAUUUCCCAUUAGCAGGUUUACUCGGAGGCAUCGAUUUUCAGGCACGGAAAUUACAUUUGCAGCAAGUCAACGGAGUACGUCGCGUUCACCGUGUCAACCGUGACUUUUGUCCCCCUGGCCACAUUUCUUCACCCAAACCUUCUCAUUUCCAAGGUCAGCAAGAUGACAACCAUCAGGUUUGGGAGCAGCAUUGGACCAUCUCUGCUGGCCCGCUCUGCAGAGAGUUCUUUGGUCAAAGAACCCGCUGAAAAGGGCGACUUUGACCCAGAUAAACUCUGCCAGUGUCCAUUUGAUAAGAGCCAUCAAAUCCGGGCUUGUCGCCUCUCGUAUCACCUUAUAAAAUGCAAGAAGAACCAUCCACAACUGGCCAAGGAGCUGAAAACCUGCCCCUUCAAUGCUUGCCACCUGGUCCGGAAGCAUGAACUCGCCAACCAUAUGGAAACUUGUCCCAACAGGAUUCUAGCGGGCACAACGGAGGGUACAACUGAAGUAUGGAGAAAAUGGGAGGUUCCGGUCAGGUCACACUCGGUGUGCACCAGCGACAUGACCGAAGACUGGGAUAAGGAAGUCGACGAGGCAGCCGUUCCAUUUAUUUGGGGUGAAACCACGUUGACCGGUGUGCAUCAGGGAUCAGAAGCCCAGGCCUCCAAUAGGGUCGGAGCAUCGUUCCGAGGACCCUUUUCCCUCCCAUGGUAGUUUAAAAUGUCAUUUUAUUGGUUGCUGUUGAGACCAGUUCAUGGAUGUUUCUUUUUCUAUCGAUCUUGGUUUUCAAAUGUUGCAUGUUUUUGUUUUUAAAAAGUUAUCCUGUGUUCUUUGCUGUUAUUAGUAGUGUUUUUCUGUGUGCGCACGCGUGUUUUUUGUGUUUUUGUGUGUGUUAAACAUCUUGGGUGAUAUUUGUGAUAGUGAAAUCGUAAAUGCUCAGUAAAUGUAAGGGGAAUUAAUGUUUGGCAAUGUUUGUGGAGCUCAACUAAAAAAAAAUAAAAAAUAAAAAAUCUUAA